Messenger RNA from Leptosia nina, 816 nucleotides. The record is from the annotation of a GenBank genome assembly. NCBI's taxonomy places the organism in Eukaryota, Metazoa, Arthropoda, Insecta, Lepidoptera, Pieridae.
AUGUUUACUUUUUACACCGUGUUAUUUCUUAUUGCAUCGUCGAUAUUUGUUAAGUGUGAUGACUUAGAAGAACUAAAACAGAAAUAUGCGCAAAUGAUCAUGGAUUGUGCGCAAGAGUAUCCUAUAGAUCCUACAGAUAUAGAACAACUGAAGACCCGACAGAUGCCGGACAAGGAAUCUGUGAAAUGUCUUUUCGCGUGUGCCUAUAAGAAGUCUGGUGUUAUGUCAGAAGAUGGCUUAUUAUCAGUCGAAGGCACAAAUAAAUUAGCUGAGACGUAUUUAGCGAAUGAUCCAGAGCGUUUGAAAAAAGCUAAAGAUUUCACUGAGGCUUGCAAAUUUGUUAACGACGAAGCAGUUAGCGAUGGCAACAAGGGUUGUGAAAGAGCUGCCUUAAUGUUCAAAUGCAGUACUGAAAAGGCUGCAGAGGCACUAACUGAUGAAGAAAUAAAAGCGGACUUUUCAAAGACAGUCAUCAAAUGUUCAAAAAAUUACAAAGCGAACAUGCAAGACCUCCUUUCUUUGGCUACUCUGACCGUACCGACUGAUCCAGAAGUUAAAUGUAUCCUCGCUUGUGCUUAUCGUGAGAAGGGAACUAUGGACGCUAAAGGAAUGUACGAUGUGGCAGGGGCAUAUAAGUUUGCUGAGGAGAACUUAAAAGGAGAAGAAAAGAGAAUAAAAAGAGCCAAGGAAUUUGCCGAUUUAUGUGCGACAGUAAAUUACGAAAAAGUUGGCGACGGCGAUAAAGGGUGUGAAAGAGCUGCCUUGAUGUUUAAAUGCUCAAUUAAAAACGCAGCUAAGUACGGGUUCAAAGUAUAA